Fomitiporia mediterranea MF3/22 is the source of this 591-nucleotide messenger RNA. RefSeq lists its product as uncharacterized. The transcript has 2 exons. Bases 1 to 591 code for a protein of 196 amino acids. The record is from RefSeq and is a predicted model, not a curated record. Lineage: Eukaryota; Fungi; Basidiomycota; Agaricomycetes; Hymenochaetales; Hymenochaetaceae.
AUGGACCAGACGAAGACAAGUCUGCCGACGACAAGAAGGGCAAGGUCCGAACGGCAGAAACAAAUAGCUCAACUCGAGAAAGAAAUCCGAAAACUAGACUCCAAACGGGCUGGAGGCUCGGACUCAGAAGAAGAGCGGAAGAAAAAGAAAGCAAAACGAUCAUAUUUAGAGGAAGAGCUUUCGAAAUACGAGAAGGGGCGGGGGCUCAAGGGUAAGAGAGAUGGGAAAGGGAGAAAAACAAGGGACGAAGGCGAUGUACUUGCGAAGAUGGACGCCUUCAAGAGUAAACUGAAAGGUACAUUCUUGGAUGACGAGGGUGAUCGAGAGGCCGAAGCUGAGGGCGAGGGCGACGCCACGGCCAGAAAGACUGACGAAGAGAAUGCGGAAGAAACGAUCGAAGUUGACAAUGACACGGGCUUCCUGUCGCACAAGCUCUUCUUCCCGAAGGACAAUGACGAGGAGGUGGCUAAGGCAGAGCGCGAGUACGAAGUGAUCGACCCACGAAAACGGAGUGCACAGGCGAAGGAAGAAGAGCGCGAACGGAAGAAGCGCUUGAAACCGAGGGAUGGAGGGCGCAGGUAUCGGCGAUGA